Eruca vesicaria subsp. sativa (arugula) is the source of this 1602-nucleotide messenger RNA. Lineage: Eukaryota; Viridiplantae; Streptophyta; Magnoliopsida; Brassicales; Brassicaceae. The record is from the annotation of a GenBank genome assembly.
AGCUCACACAAAAAAAUGGCUUCUCUUCUGGGAACUUCUUCUUCCGCAAUCUGUGCGUCCCCUUCUCCUUCUUCUUCCUCAACACAUUCGAUCUCUCCCAUUUGCUUCAGGCCUGGGAGAGUCUAUGGAAGAACGUUGUAUGCAGGAAUCCAAAUAAAGCCCAAGAAGAACAGGUCACGUCACCAUGUCUCUGUUAUGAAUGUAGCCACAGAAAUCAACUCCACUGAACAACAAGUAGGAAAGUUUGAUUCAAAGAAGAGUGCUAGGCCGGUUUAUCCAUUUGCAGCCAUUGUAGGCCAAGAUGAGAUGAAGCUAUGUCUCUUGUUAAAUGUCAUUGACCCCAAGAUCGGUGGUGUGAUGAUAAUGGGAGACAGAGGAACCGGGAAGUCCACUACCGUCAGGUCCUUAGUUGAUCUCUUGCCCGAGAUUAAGGUUGUUGCAGGUGACCCUUACAACUCUGACCCUUUAGAUCCUGAGUUCAUGGGUGUUGAGGUAAGAGAGAGAGUUGAAAGAGGAGAGCAGGUGCCUGUUAUUGCCACUAAGAUCAACAUGGUUGAUCUUCCACUGGGUGCAACUGAAGAUAGAGUUUGUGGAACUAUCGAUAUCGAAAAGGCUUUAACAGAAGGUGUCAAAGCCUUUGAGCCUGGUUUGUUGGCUAAAGCUAAUAGAGGGAUACUCUAUGUGGAUGAAGUCAAUCUGUUGGAUGAUCAUUUAGUUGAUGUGCUUCUUGAUUCUGCUGCUUCUGGUUGGAAUACAGUUGAGAGAGAAGGGAUCUCCAUCUCUCACCCGGCGAGGUUUAUCUUGAUUGGUUCUGGAAAUCCUGAAGAAGGAGAGCUUAGGCCACAGCUUCUUGAUCGGUUUGGUAUGCAUGCACAAGUAGGGACGGUUAGAGAUGCUGAUUUGAGAGUCAAGAUUGUUGAAGAGAGAGCUCGGUUUGAUAGUAACCCAAAGGAGUUUCGUGAUACUUACAAGACCGAGCAGGACAAGCUUCAAGACCAAAUUACAAAUGCUAGAAGCUGUCUUUCUUCUGUUCAGAUUGAUAGGGAACUGAAGGUGAAGAUCUCUAAGGUGUGUUCUGAGCUCAAUGUUGAUGGGUUGAGAGGAGACAUUGUGACUAACAGAGCGGCAAAAGCACUUGCGGCUCUUAAAGGGAAAGAUAGAGUAACUGCAGAUGAUGUUGCAACUGUUAUCCCUAACUGCUUAAGGCACCGUCUCAGGAAAGAUCCGUUGGAGUCUAUUGAUUCGGGAGUUUUGGUUUCUGAGAAGUUCGCUGAGUGUAACAAAGGCCAUAGCGUUUUGCCGGUUCUGGUAAAACUAGUGUGGAACAACUUCUGUCAGCCAAGAAGGCAAGGUGGUGCAGUUUCUUACCUCCAUGUCUCUGUUACGACGGAGAAGAUUCGUAGAACCCUGAUAAUCAAAAGAAGGCAAUGUUACGGCGCAAAAGUCAACUCCGUUGCCGGAACUCGAACCCGGGUCUCUCGGGUGAGAGCCGAGUAUCCUGACCAGCUAGACUACAACGGAUUUGAUGUUGGUUUAGCGUUACCUAGUAAUUAUUUGGAUAAUCGAAAUAUGAUCUCUGAUAAACCAACCUCCCACCGUUAA